Molecule: messenger RNA, 2751 nt
Organism: Ricinus communis (castor bean)
Lineage: Eukaryota; Viridiplantae; Streptophyta; Magnoliopsida; Malpighiales; Euphorbiaceae
Product: probable methyltransferase PMT11
Exons: 9
Coding region: 297-2318 (673 amino acids)
Cellular component (GO): trans-Golgi network; cytoplasm; endosome
Molecular function (GO): methyltransferase activity
Source: RefSeq, a predicted model, not a curated record
ACUAGUGGCAUUAGCACUUGCCACCUCUCCUCCUCCUUUAUUACUUCAGCGGUACCGUCAACACACAACCACCCAAAAAAAUAACUUCAUUUCACUCUUUUCAACACCUCACUGCAUAGCUUCCGUAACUCUGAACAAGAUCACACACUACACCCUACUAAUAAAUACCCAAUUUAAUCUCAAAUCUUUCAAGCUUAAAAUGAAAUCCCCAUCAAUCCUUAAACAUUAAUAAAGACCUAUGAAAAUCCAGAUCCAAGAUCUUUCUUUUAGUACACUAUAGCUUCUUAUUUCCCACCAUGAAAUCUCUCAACACCAAUAUGGAUCUCUUAAAAACACCACUGGUUCUAAAGAUCACAGCUUUCUGUUUACUCUCAAUCACUUUCUUUUAUCUGGGCAAGCACUGGUCUUCAAAUGGGUAUCAACAACUUAUCUUCUUUUCAACACCGACAGAAUCGGUUUCCAUUUCACCAAACUUGAAUAAACCCUUUAACAUUACUGAUCUCAUUGCUCAAAAUCAAUCUCAAAUUGUUCCUGAUAAGACCCAGAAUGUAGUGUCUCCAACUCCUGCUCCAAUUGAUCAGAACUCAGUUGGGUCUGACUCGGAUUCGAAUAGGACUUUUGGGGUUAUUGAUAGUGAUGGAAAAAUGACUGAUGAUUUUGAGGUCGGUGAGUUUGAUCCUGAAAUUGUGGAGAGUUGGGGUAAUGAGAGUGGAGUUGUUGAGAGCGGAGAUAGUGAUGUUAAAUUUAAGGGUAUUAAGAGAUUUGAUCUGUGUCCUGAGAGUAUGAGAGAGCGUAUUCCUUGUUUGGAUAAUGUAGAAGCUAUUAAGGAGCUGAAGUCUACAGAGAGAGGGGAAAAGUUUGAGAGGCAUUGUCCUCAGGAAGGCAAAGGUUUGAAUUGCUUAGUUCCGCCGCCUAAAGGGUACAAACAGCCUAUUCCAUGGCCAAGGAGUCGUGAUGAGGUAUGGUUUAGCAAUGUUCCUCACUCACGUUUAGUUGAAGAUAAAGGAGGUCAAAACUGGAUCUAUAAAGAGAAAAACAAGUUUAAGUUUCCUGGUGGUGGUACACAAUUCAUUCAUGGGGCAGAUCAAUACUUGAACCAGAUUUCAAAGAUGGUUCCUGAGAUUGCAUUUGGUAGUCAUACUCGAGUUGUUCUGGAUGUUGGAUGUGGUGUGGCAAGUUUUGGUGCCUAUUUGCUAUCAAGGAAUGUGCUUACUAUGUCGGUAGCACCCAAAGAUGUCCAUGAGAACCAAAUUCAGUUUGCUCUUGAGCGUGGUGUACCUGCAAUGGUGGCUGCAUUUGCUACUCACCGUUUGUUAUAUCCAAGUCAAGCCUUUGAAAUAAUACAUUGUUCAAGAUGUAGAAUCAACUGGACUCGUGAUGAUGGAAUCUUACUCCUUGAGGUCAAUAGAAUGCUCCGUGCAGGAGGAUACUUUGCAUGGGCUGCACAGCCGGUUUAUAAGCAUGAGGCAGUUCUAGAGGAACAGUGGGAAGAGAUGCUUAACCUUACUACCCGUCUUUGCUGGACACUUGUUAAAAAGGAGGGAUAUAUUGCUAUAUGGCAAAAACCCAUCAACAAUAGCUGCUACCUAAGCCGUGAAGAAGGCACAAAACCUCCAUUGUGUGAUCCAGAUGAUAAUCCUGAUAAUGUUUGGUACGUUGAUCUGAAGGCAUGCAUCACUCGACUUCCAGAAGAUGGAUAUGGAGCAAAUAUUACCACAUGGCCUGCUCGUCUGCACACUCCACCUGAUAGGCUCCAGUCCAUACAAUUGGAUGCCUACAUAUCCAGAAAAGAGCUAUUCAAGGCGGAAUCAAAAUACUGGUAUGAAAUAAUAGCUGGCUAUGUGCGUGCUUGGCAUUGGAAGAAGUUUAAAUUGAGAAAUGUUUUGGACAUGAAAGCUGGCUUCGGAGGAUUUGCUGCUGCUCUGAUUGAUCAACAAUUUGAUUGUUGGGUUUUGAAUGUGGUACCUAUUAGUGGACCCAACACAUUACCUGUUAUAUAUGAUCGUGGACUUCUAGGAGUUAUGCAUGACUGGUGUGAACCAUUUGAUACAUAUCCAAGGACAUAUGAUCUUUUACAUGCAAAUGGCCUCUUUUCCAUUGAAAAGAAAAGAUGUAGUAUCUCUACCAUCAUGCUUGAGAUGGAUCGCAUACUCAGACCUGGUGGUCGAGCAUACAUUCGUGACACCCUCGAUGUCAUGGAUGAACUUCAAGAGACAGCAAAGGCCAUGGGUUGGCAUGUUGCAUUGCAUGAUACAUCCGAGGGUCCACAUGCAAGUUAUAGAAUCUUGACAUGCGACAAACGCCUCUUGCGGCCUUGAACAAAUAAGAUACAAAAAUGACUUGGUGAUUUUUGGAAGGUAACUGUAAAGGUUAGAUCAAGCAGACUCGAUUUCUUCUUUUUUAACACAGCAAACUAUAAUGGUCCUAGUUAAAAGAGUUUGAUUCCAGGUGGAAGAUUUGUUUCAUUUCUGUAGUGAUUAAUACCAAUGAAUGACUGAAAUUCUUUUGUUGUCCCAUCAUUUCAACUGGGAAUUUGCACCCAUUGUGAUGUGGAUCCGAUAAAGCAAAACCUGAGCAGCAGAGUGAUGGGUGGUGCAUCAUAGGAGAGAGUCCACUAUACUAGAGAUUGUGUAAAUUACAAAAAGAAAAAGCACCUCAUAGCAUGAGUUUCUUAAGAUGAAGCAUUUGUAAUGUUAUUCUUUAUUGAAUUAACACCAAUAUGUAAAUCCAGUACACAUUUUGGUUUGCUUA